AUGUUUUGCAGGAGUUUUGUCGUCCUCGUGAGGGUGCACUCCCCACGCGGGCUGCCGUUCCAGCUGGGCGCCGACGACGCGAUUGCGCGAGUGCGGCAGAAGUACGGCAGCCGUUGGUUCGGUGCCUCGCAAGAGUUCCUGCAACUCCACCCCGCCUCCGCCGAGUUUAUCCCCUUCUACUAUUGUCAGGGCACAAUCACCGGUACCUUCCGCGGUAUCAUCAGCUAUAGCGAAAACACAACGGACAUAAAUGGAAAGGCAACAAGCAGUACACGCGAAACAACAACAGCACUGCAGCCAUUGAACAGCGUAUUUUCGUCAAACCGGACACAGAUUUACGCAGGUUACAAGUAUAACAUACACCAUGUCCACACAGCGUUACGCCACGAAGAAAACCCGCUGCAUCUGCGCAAGAUGCGGUUUGUGGACACCACGAAUGCGACCAUUAACCUCUUUGAGCAGUCCACCAAUACAUUGAACGUGUUCGUCAAUGAGGAAGUGAGACGGCAGGCGGAGGAGACGGCGCGGGCGAUGGUUCGCUCGUAUCACCCUGGGGCCUCAACCAUUAGAGUAGAUUUUACUGACUUGCAGAUACGAUUGGAAAACGUUACGCCCGUCUUUGUGUCGUGCUACGUGGUGAAGGCACAGUAUGAUGGGCAGAUGUACACAUUGUACGUCAGUGGCGCCAAUGGCACAGUCAGUGGGCCUUUUCUCAUCAACUCCUUGUACGUUGGGCGCCUCGCUGCGGUCGGUGCGGUGGGCCUCUCAGUGCUUCUCUGGCCUAAUAAGGUGGCGGGACUUGCUUUCGGUUCCCUGUUAUCAGUGCCGGUGUACUACGCUGCAUUUUAUGCGGCAAAGUUCUUCCCCUCGCACAGCCGCGACUACUACCGCACGCAGCGGCGGCGCAUGCGUUCGAAACACGAGGACGCGGACCGAAGCGGCUUCCGCCCCGGCGUCGACUCACACCGCAUCGACGAGGAAUAUCGGCGCUCGUCCUACUGGGACACGCACAUGUUCCAGCAGGGCACGCACGGUGGCAGUGGCGGAACGGUGAAGGACCCACGCGGCUACUACGCGGCGCUCGGCCUCAGUGGGACGGAAUCGGUGAACGAAAUCCGCUCCGCGUACCGCAGGUUUGUACUCGUGGAGCACCCAGACGCCGGUGGGUCGACGGAGCGCAUGGCGAAGUUGAACGAGGCGUAUCGCGUCCUGCGCGACCCGAAGCGGCGGGCAGAGUACGACCAGUCUGCCUGA
Trypanosoma grayi is the source of this 1254-nucleotide messenger RNA. Its product is annotated as DnaJ chaperone protein. The record is from RefSeq and is a predicted model, not a curated record. NCBI's taxonomy places the organism in Eukaryota, Euglenozoa, Kinetoplastea, Trypanosomatida, Trypanosomatidae. The coding region runs from base 1 to 1254 and encodes 417 amino acids. The transcript has a single exon.